Molecule: messenger RNA, 2786 nt
Organism: Dioscorea cayenensis subsp. rotundata (Guinea yam)
Lineage: Eukaryota; Viridiplantae; Streptophyta; Magnoliopsida; Dioscoreales; Dioscoreaceae
Product: protein FAR1-RELATED SEQUENCE 5-like
Exons: 3
Coding region: 427-2667 (746 amino acids)
Biological process (GO): regulation of DNA-templated transcription
Molecular function (GO): nucleic acid binding; zinc ion binding
Source: RefSeq, a predicted model, not a curated record
UUGAAUUCUAAGCAUGUUUCUUGCAACCGUUGGAUUAAACUUAUCAUCUAACGGUUCAGAAGCUUGAUGAAAACUAGCUUUGGAUUCCAUUCUCUCUCUCCUCAUCUUUCUCUCCUCCUUUUUGUGACAAGAAUGCACUUCUUCUCUCCCCCAUUAUACUCCACCUUCUCUCCUGUAGUCAUUGCCCGGUAGGGUCGCCGUCAUUCCGAUUGUCGUGGUUCAGUUGUAGCUGUCUGGUUGUUUCCGCCACUAAGUCAUUGCCGCAGCUCCGAUUGUCACCGCAGCUCCGAUCGUCACCGCAGCUCCGAUUGUCGCCACCACUGUGUUGUCGCCACCUCUCUGGUUGUCGCUGUCCGGUUGUAGCAGAUCCGGUCAUCGCUGCCACUCCGGUUAUCAUCGUCGCCACCUCUCUGUUUGAUAUAUAGGAUGACGGAUAUCACCGAUGAAAUAUGCAAGGAUGACACUUUAAUAUUUGAGGAUAUGGAAAUAGAUCCAAAUGAGCUUGAGUUAUCUCAACAUCAAGAAGAUGGUGGUAGCCAACAACUUUUACAUGGACAAGAAUUGGCAAAGAGUCCACAGUCUCAAGAUGAACAGAAGUCGGAAAGAAUUCCAUUUGUUGGUAUGGAGUUCCAUGAUGAAGAGGAAGCAUAUCGAUUUUAUUUAGAUUAUGCAAAGUCUAGAGGGUUUGGGAUAAGAAGAGGACACAUGUAUCGUUUGUCUCAUUCUCAAUUAAUUACAUGCCGACACUUUGUUUGUGAUAAAGAAGGAAGCAAGUGUAUGAAAGACAAAAGGCAACAAGAGAAAAUUGUUCACAGACGCAAAGAUACAAGGACAAAUUGCCAAUCUCGAAUGGUGGUGUCAAAAAUGAAGAGUGGACUAUGGACUAUAAAAACCUUUGGUGAUGCACAUAACCAUGAUUUACUAACUAGUCCCUCUAAAGUGAUGAAGAUGCGGUCCCAUCACCAUAUUAGUGAUAUAUGUAAAAGUUUGAUGGAGGCAUUGCAUAAAAGUAGAGUGGGACCGAGCCAAAUGUCUCGAAUAUUGAAUGAAACACUUUCAGAUACGGGGUGUGCACAAAUUACUAGAGAAGAUUGCUCAAAUCAUUUAAGGGCAGUGCGAAGUAAUAAUAUUGGGCAAGAAUGCAUGGCUAUUGUAAAAUAUUUCAAGGAAAAAAAGCUCAAUGAUGAUUUUUUUUUCUUUGAUAUGGAACUUGAUGAGUUCGGCCAGACUAGAUCUGUUUUUUGGGCUGAUGGAAGAUGCAGAAUUGCAUAUUCAGAAUUUGGAGAUGUUGUUUUUGAUACCACUUAUCAAACGAAUAGAUUUUGCUUCCCCUUUGCUCCUUUUGUUGGGGUCAAUCAUCAUAAGCAAUCAAUUUUAUUUGGUUGUGCUCUAAUCGCAGAUGAAAAAGAAGAAAGUUUUUUAUGGGUGUUUGAAACGUGGAUGAAAUGUAUGCUAGGAAAACAUCCACAAACAAUUAUUACAGAUCAAGAUUUGGCUAUGGGGAAAGCUAUUGCAAAAGUUUUUCCAAAUUCUGGUCAUCGAUUGUGCUCAUGGCACAUUGGGAGAAAUUCGAUGAAGUAUUUAGUUGAUUUGAAGAGCAAAGAAGGCUUCCUGGGGGAUUACAACAGCUGGCUACACCGUAGUGCAUCAAUUGAAGCGUUUGAAAGUAAAUGGGGUGAACUUAAAGCAACAUACAAUAUUGAUGAUAAACAUUGGUUGAGUAAAAUGUAUGAAAUUCGACACAAAUGGGUUUUUCUAUAUUGGCAAAAUAUUUUCACAGCUGGAAUGACCUCUACACAACGCAGUGAAAGUAUUAACUCAUUUUUUGAUGGCUUUGUUAAUUCGCAAACUCCAUUGGAUGAGUUUGUUAUGCAGUAUGAUAAGGCAUUGUGUGCUCGACGAAAUGAUGAAGAAAAUGAAGAUUUCAAGACUUUAAACUCUAUGCCUAACUUUCAUACAGGUCAUCCAAUUGAGAGACAUGCAGGGGAAGUGUACACAAGAGCUGUGUUCAAUAUCUUCCAAGCAGAAUUACGAGAAAGUGAUAGUAUGCUAGCUGAACGCAUUCGUGAUGGGACUGAUCAUGCCAAAUAUAAAAUCUGCAAUCACAUUGUUAUAUUUAGGAGAGAUGACCUUGAAGAUGGGGAGCCUAUUGCUACAUGUUCUUGUAAGAAGUUCGAGACUGAGGGUGUGUUGUGUUGUCAUAUAUUGAAAAUAUUUAAAAAGAAGGAGGUUGCAAAGAUUCCCAAAAAUUAUAUUCUUCGUCGUUGGAGUAUGGUUGCAAGAAAUCGGUCAAAUGUUAUGAUGGUUGAUAUAAGUAACAAUGCUUUCACACCCUUGAUGAAGUGGAAUGCACAAAAUAUGUGUUUUCGUAUUGCACAGUCUAUAUCAUCCUUAGAGAUGUAUGAAAAAAUUAUGCCUAAGCUAAAUGACAUAUUCAAAAUUGUUGGUGAAUUUUCUUUCCCUGCAACCUCUGGUGGAGAUGAUGUUUGUGGGUCACACAUAAGUAUUCUCGAUCCAAAACGUGUUAAAAGUAAAGGUCGGCCGAAAGUGAAUACAAGGAUUAAAUCUGGAAUCGAUAUUCAAUUGUCAUUGCAGAAGAAAAGGACUUGCAGUAGAUGUGGGAGAAAGGGUCAUUACAUGUCUACAUGCACAUUCAGUCUGUCUUGAGCUGUAAGAAAUAAUCACUUGUUGAUACAGUUAUUCAGUCAAUUCUCAUUGCCCAUUGCUCUUUUGAAGAUUUUAAAGAAUAUUGUUUUGAUUUAGAACUAAUUUAGAACUGAUUUAAG